AUGACAGGAGUUUCGGACUAUUCUCUCAACUCAAAUCUCUCCUCCGCAGGUGUGACAACUCCUACAGUACCCACGAUUUCAACAGAGACAGGGGAUUUAUUGCGUGGAAUGCUCGUCGACGAAGACCCAGGUGUUCCUCCGAUGCAGACACUAAUGCCUACGACACCUCACGAAAAUUUGACCCCGUCCCCUCAGCGAGUUACUCGAACAAAUGAAAAGGCGUUGAAAGCUGCAUUUCCGGGGGGUGAAGGACUCGAUUCAGCCCCCAACCGGACUAGGAAAAGAAAGCAAGACAACGGCUAUGAAGGGGCUAGCGAGACAAAAUUUAGGCACAUCACUGCCUCAGUGGAUGAUAUCUUCCUCUCAUGCAAAAUUAAACAUCAAUUAGAAGGUUACCCUAUCCAUCAGGAUUAUCCAACGGAGGGGAAUCUGGGUAACGUUCAUCGACAUAAGCACGGCUACUGUGCUUGCUUAAACCCAUAUCCCCUUGGGAAUAUAGCAUAUUAUUUAAUGUGUGACGUUUAA
This is a messenger RNA of Rodentolepis nana, 525 nucleotides long. NCBI's taxonomy places the organism in Eukaryota, Metazoa, Platyhelminthes, Cestoda, Cyclophyllidea, Hymenolepididae. The record is from the annotation of a GenBank genome assembly.